Ustilago hordei is the source of this 855-nucleotide messenger RNA. RefSeq lists its product as uncharacterized. The record is from RefSeq and is a predicted model, not a curated record. NCBI's taxonomy places the organism in Eukaryota, Fungi, Basidiomycota, Ustilaginomycetes, Ustilaginales, Ustilaginaceae. The transcript is spliced from 2 exons. The coding region runs from base 1 to 855 and encodes 284 amino acids.
AUGGAGAAGGAUGGAGGUCUCAGACUCUGUGUGGACUACAGAGGUCUCAACGAGAUCACUGUCAAGAACAGGGCACCAUUGCCCCUCAUCGAGGAGCAGCUGUUCUUACUCAGGAAGGCAAGGAUCUAUACCAAGCUAGACCUUAGAGCAGCAUACAACCUCAUCCAGAUUGCUAAAGGAGAUGAAUGGAAGACAGCUUUUGGCACUCAGUUGGGACUCUAUGAGUACCUAGUGAUGCCCUUUGGCCUAGCCAAUGCUCCAGCUCACUUCCAGUCAUUCAUCAAUGACAUCUUCCAAGACAUCAUUGGAGUAUAUGUAGUGGUAUACCUAGAUGACUUCCUGAUCUUCAGUGACACUGAGGAGGUACAUGUGAAGCAUGUCACCAAGGUCCUCACUCAUUUAAGGAGCAACAGGCUCUUUGCUAAGCUGUCGAAGUGUGAGUUCCACACCAAGACAGUCGAGUUCCUGGGGUACAUCAUCAAGCCAAUGGGCAUAGAGAUGGACCCAGAAAAGGUGCACACUGUCAAGGAGUGGCCAAUGCUGGAGUCAAUCCAUGACAUCCAGAGGUUCCUGGGUUUUGCCAACUUCUAUCGAAGGUUCAUAGCCCACUUUGCUUGCAUAGCCAAGCCCUUGACAGCACUGGUAAAGCCUAUAGAACAGUUCAAGAAGUUCGAGCUACCAGAGGAGGCCCAACAGGCCUUCCACAAGCUCAUCCAGGCAUUCACAUCUGCAGGAGUGCUUCAGCACUUCGACUACCACCUUCCAACAAGGUUGGAAACUGAUGCAAGUGACUUUGCUAUAGACCAUCAACCUCAUCAUCAUCAACACUCACACCAGACCUUGGUGUCAUCAUAA